This is a messenger RNA of Cuscuta europaea, 1840 nucleotides long. NCBI's taxonomy places the organism in Eukaryota, Viridiplantae, Streptophyta, Magnoliopsida, Solanales, Convolvulaceae. The record is from the annotation of a GenBank genome assembly.
AAAGGAUCGUAGUCGGAUCGUACAAACCCUUUUUUUAACCCUUUUCUCUUCCCAGCUCUGUACGAUUAGUCUACCGUCCUCCAGCUCCUACUCCAUGCCAUUCCCACCUCCAUUGUCGCCGUCUUCGUCGUCCCACGCGGAAAUCGCAGACCUGGAAACGGCGGCGACCUGGUGAUGGAGGCGACCUGGUAAUGGGUUGGAAGAACUAAUGACGCUCUGGAUACUAACAGUACAAAAAUAAUACGUGAUAAUAAUAUGUAGUAGUUUUUUUUUGCUUCUUCAUAGCCUCAUCUUCUCGGCUGGUCACUCCAAUUUUUUGUUUUUUCUUUGUUUGGAGUAAGGAAGAGAAAGCAUCUUCUUUUUUAAAUAUGGAUCCCAAAUUCGACGAUGGGCGUUCUUCAAUUACAGUCAAUCUCUCGAAUGGCCAUGAAAAACACCAUGCUGCUGCUGUUUUUCAACUGCAGGUUUCUGAAAAAAAACGUCUUUUUCCAAGACUUGUUUCAAUGGCAUCAAUGCAUUAUCAGGUAUUCAGAUGGGCAGAGAGUACUAUUAAAGAUAUGGGCGACUCAGCUGCACGACAUUGUUCGCUUCAUGCGCUAACUGAUGCGCGUGCGCCUCCCCUUCUCCCAUGCGCUGGAUGCCCUGCUUGCUGCGGCUGGUGCGCUUAACCAACAAGGAAAUUUAAAGAUGAUGAAAAAGUCAGGUUAUGGAUUACAGCUUAGAGUUCCACCUUCACAGAAGAAGAAACAAUCAACAAGACCUCCCCUCCCUACUGCACUUGGUUUUGGGAUGGGAAUGAUGAUGACGUUGAGAAAGAGAUUUCUCGCCAAGCUUCCGAGAACAAGGCUCUGAGAGAUAUUGAGGAGAGCAGCAUAAGAAAGCUCCAGAAGAGGAUCCAUUUGUAUUUGAUUAUGAUGGAGUAUAUGACAGCAUGAAAAUGAAGGCUGUUCAACCACACGCACAUGACCUUGAGGAGAGGAAGCCAAAAUGUAUCUGCCAACUGAUGGAGAAAGCCAAGCAAAGGAAACGUGAACAUGAGAUAGUGUAUGAGAGGAAACUUGCCAAAGAGAGAAGCAAAGAUGAUCAUCUGUAUGCUGACAAGGAGAAAUUUCUCACAAGUGCAUACAAGAAGCUUCAAGAGUAGGAAAAGUGGUGCAUGAAGAGCGUCUUCGCGAGCUACGUGAAGCAAAGGAUGAUGUAACCAAGAAGGCGGACAUAAGUGACUUUUACUUCAACCAUGCAAGGAAUGUUGCUUUUGGGGGAGGAGAGUCAAAGACAGACAAGACCAAGAAGCUGCAUGAAGAGGUGGCAGUUCAACCGCAAAAAGAGACUUAUCCAAUCCUCAAGCUCAGCAUCUCCUAAUAUGUUUGGAAUGAUGAAGACAUAACAUGUACAGGAAUCUGUACAGGCAGAAACAGGGCCUACGUCUAUCACAAUAUCAUCUGAAGGAAAAACCAUAAAUGGACCAGCAGUUGAAGAUGGACCUCCUGCUGUAGAUGAAACUGCUGAUCAACCAAAACAUGCUGCUCAUCAUAAAAGAAGUGGCAAUGCUCUUGCUGCAGCCAAGGAACGUUUUUUGGCAUGAAAGAAGGCAGAUGAAGAAAAGUAUACAUAAGUCGCUGUUAGGUUUUGUGCCCAAUGUUUUUUGCAAAAAGCGUAUUUCAAUAUUUGAUAAUUGGAAGGUGCUGCUGGGUGCUUCUCUUGAAUCAUUCGCAAUAAAUCUUAUAUUUAUUGAUGAUGUAACUUGUAAAAUUGUACUUCAUGUUUUUCGAUUUUAAAAACUCUAUAACUGAACUAAGUUACUCAAAAUCUCAAAUCUAAGGAUCAUUUUCACUUUUAG